GUAUCAUGAAACUUAGUGGAAAAGCCUUGUAUCUUGGUGGGGUCGUCGACCACGUCUUAUUUAUACGUUCGAAAACAGGACUUUUAACGAGAAACUGGAAAGUCUUAAACGCGGCAAAAUCUUAGAUCAUGCUAUGGAUUUGUUCAAGGACUCGUCAAAGCAGAAUUUAUCAUUAGGGAAUCACGGGGGAUCUUCCACUGAUCAUCCCAGUCCACAUGUCUCCAAAGGCAAACAGAUUGUACAAGUUUAUAGAGAACUGUACACACACUUUAUCUCAUUUCCAUUAGCCAUACACCCUGAGCUUAAAGAAAAGGUUGAGACUUUUCGGAAUUCUAUAUUGGGUGACAAUAAGGAUAAGAAACCUUUGAAGUUUCAGAGCACUUUGGAUGAAAUGGGAAUCGAGAACAGGAUGUUUAUUUCGCCAAAUAGUUUACACUUGACUGUGGUUAUGUUAAGGCUAGUAAACAAGGAAGCUGUGGAUGCAGCUCAGGAUAUCCUUAAGAGUAUUUCUGCGAGUGUGAUGUAUGCUUUGGAUAACCGUCCUGUCUUCAUACGACUUGAAGGAUUGAGUUCUAUGAAUGGAUCUUUAGAGAAAACCCGCGUGCUUUAUGCACCUGUUGAAGAAGUUGGGGAUGAAGGCCGGCUGCUAAGGGCUUGUCAUACUAUCAUUGAUGCAUUUGCAAAUGCUGGAUUUGCUGGGAGAGAUGCAAAGCUACACUUGAAGCUACAUGUCACGCUGAUGAAUACAACCUAUAGAAGGGAUGAAAGGAAAUCAAAUACAUUUGAUGCACGAGAGAUACACAAAGAGUUUGGGGGAAAAGAUUGGGGUGAAUAUCUAAUCAGAGAAGCUCAGAUCUCAAAGAGGUUUUGGUAUGACGCGGACGGCUACUUCCAUUGCUGUGGUUCACUACCUUUUCCACAUUAAGUGAAACUGAAAAGGAUCAAUAUCCACUCCACAGAUUCUUUGUCCGGACUCUGAUCAGGAGUGGUAAUGUCAAAUAUGUAAUACAUGUGUGUGUGUGUGUAUGUAUCCAACCACUCAUAGCAAUUGGUAACUGUGGCUUGUGACAUUAUGUUGUGAUUUACACAUCAUAUAUAAUGUGGUUUUCAAUAGUUGAAUAAAAAAACUUUAAUAUCUUACUGAUUAAUAAAAAAACUUCAGAUACUAUCAUUGAUGCAUUUGCAAAUGCUGGAUUUGCUGGGAGAGAUGCAAAGCUACACUUGAAGCUACAUGUCACGCUGAUGAAUACAACCUAUAGAAGGGAUGAAAGGAAAUCAAAUACAUUUGAUGCACGAGAGAUACACAAAGAGUUUGGGGGAAAAGAUUGGGGUGAAUAUCUAAUCAGAGAAGCUCAGAUCUCAAAGAGGUUUUGGUAUGAUGCGGACGGCUACUUCCAUUGCUGUGGUUCACUACCUUUUCCACAUUAAGUGAAACUGAAAAGGAUCAAUAUCCACUCCACAGAUUCUUUGUCCGGACUCUGAUCAGGAGUGGUAAUGUCAAAUAUGUAAUACAUGUGUGUGUGUGUGUAUGUAUCCAACCAAUCAUAGCAAUUGGUAACUGUGGCUUGUGACAUUAUGUUGUGAUUUACACAUCAUAUAUAAUGUGGUUUUCAAUAGUUGAAUAAAAAAACUUUAAUAUCUUA
Messenger RNA from Brassica napus (rape), 1643 nucleotides. RefSeq lists its product as uncharacterized. NCBI's taxonomy places the organism in Eukaryota, Viridiplantae, Streptophyta, Magnoliopsida, Brassicales, Brassicaceae. Gene Ontology annotation, cellular component: nucleus. The transcript has 9 exons. Gene Ontology annotation, biological process: DNA alkylation repair; regulation of DNA-templated transcription. Bases 134 to 925 code for a protein of 263 amino acids. The record is from RefSeq and is a predicted model, not a curated record.